Molecule: messenger RNA, 4168 nt
Organism: Hemibagrus wyckioides
Lineage: Eukaryota; Metazoa; Chordata; Actinopteri; Siluriformes; Bagridae
Gene: adamts2a
Product: ADAM metallopeptidase with thrombospondin type 1 motif, 2a
Exons: 22
Coding region: 73-3873 (1266 amino acids)
Biological process (GO): proteolysis; extracellular matrix organization
Cellular component (GO): extracellular matrix
Molecular function (GO): metalloendopeptidase activity
Source: RefSeq, a predicted model, not a curated record
UUCGUCGCGAAUCGCCCAUCACUAGUUUGCAGUCGGUCGCCCGCGCGCUCUCUCCCUCUUCCCCGACCUGCCAUGGAUGUUACGCCGGCUAAAUAUGCGUUCAUCAUUAUUUUGCUCCACUUUCAGCACACAAAGGCUCUCUAUAUCACCGACAGCAUAGAUUCCCUGCAGCAUGUCCUGAAGGAGUACACCCUGGUGAAGCCGGCGAGCGUGGACACGGAUGGACGAUUCCUCUCCCACGCCGUCUCGGCUGACCGCCUGAGUGGGCUGCAGCACCGGCGCAGGAGGCGAGACGCUCACGAGCACACGGGGCCUGAGCACCACGAGACAAUCUUUUACAAUGUCACUGUUUUCGGACAGGAGUUUCACAUGCUCUUGAGGCGCAACUCGCGCUUGGUGGCCCCGGGAGCAACUCUAGAGUGGCACGAGGAAGAUAACCACACCUGGACAGAGCCACUACUGCCAAGCAAAUGUCUGUACGUGGGCCACGUUACUAAUGUACCAGAUACUUCAGUGGCUAUUAGCAACUGUGACGGCCUGGCGGGCAUGAUCCACGCAGGUCAGGAGGAGUUCUUCAUCGAGCCACUGGAGAGAGGAGGCGACAUGACAGGAGAGGAGGAGGGUGGAUCCGGGCGACAUCACAUCCUCUACCGCUCGUCUGACAUCAAGAAACCAGCCAUCAGUCAUGCCGACUAUUUUCACCCCAGAGGUUCAGUACUGGGUGGUCUGGCUGGAGUGAAAGCCAUAUCCAAAGGGCUAAAUCCAAAAGUGAACAGCAGCAGACGCGCACGCAGACACUCGUACCAAGACGAGAUCUACAACAUCGAGGUGCUGCUGGGAGUCGACUGCUCCGUGGUGCAGUUUCACGGCCGAGAGCACAUCCAGAAAUAUCUGCUCACCCUUAUGAACAUCGUGAACGAGAUCUACCAGGACGCCACGCUCGGCGCUCAUAUCAACGUCGUGCUGGUGCGAAUCGUGAUGCUCUGCUCGGCUAAGUCCAUGGGUCUGAUCGAGCUGGGAAACCCGUCUCAGAGUCUGGAGAAUGUGUGCCGCUGGGCUUUUCUGCAACAGAAAGAGGACGAGAACGAUGCAGAGUAUCACGAUCAUGCCAUCUUCCUCACCAGACAAGAGUUUGGACCGACGGGCAUGCAGGGUUAUGCUCCAGUAACAGGCAUGUGUCACCCAGUGAGGAGCUGCACUCUGAAUCACGAGGACGGUUUCUCGUCUGCUUUUGUGGUGGCUCACGAGACAGGACACGUAUUAGGGAUGGAACAUGACGGACAGGGUAACGAGUGCGGAGACGAGGUUCCGAUGGGAAGCAUCAUGGCCCCGCUGGUGCAGGCGGCUUUCCACCGCUUCCACUGGUCCCGCUGCAGCCAGCAAGAGCUCCGCAAAUACCUGAACACCUACGACUGUCUGCGUGAUGACCCGUUCGAUCACGAGUGGCCGUCUCUGCCUCAGCUUCCCGGUCUGCAUUACUCCAUGAACGAGCAAUGUCGCUUUGACUUCGGCAUGGGUUACAUGAUGUGCACAGCGUACAGCACCUACGACCCAUGCAAGCAGCUGUGGUGCAGCCAUCCUGAGAACCCUUUCUUCUGCAAGACCAAGAAAGGUCCUCCCAUUGAUGGCACCAAGUGCGCUGCAGGAAAGAACUGCUUCAAGGGUCAUUGUAUCAAGCUGACCUCAGACAUCCUCAGACAAGACGGACACUGGGGGCAAUGGACCGAGUUUGGCUCCUGCUCACGUACCUGUGGAGGAGGCGUCUGUUUCCGCACGCGCCAGUGCGACAACCCUAUCCCGGCCAAUGGUGGGCGCACAUGCUAUGGAAACAACUACGAGUUCCAGCUGUGUAACACCGAGGAGUGUACCAAGGAUCUUGCCGAUUUCCGGGAGGAGCAGUGCAAGAUGUGGGAUCCACACCUCGAGCACCAUGGGACCAAACACCAGUGGCUGCCGUAUGAGCAUCCUGACCCUGAGGAACGAUGCAACCUUUACUGCCAAUCUAAAGAAACAGGAGAUGUGGUACCCAUGAAGAGGAUGGUACACGAUGGCACACGCUGCUCUUAUAAGGAUCCCUACAGCGUGUGUGUGAGAGGAGAGUGCGAGAAAGUGGGCUGUGACAACGUGAUCGCUUCCGAGCAGGAGGAAGAUGAGUGUGGCGUGUGUGGAGGGAACAACUCCACCUGCAAGAUCGUUAAAGGCAACUUCACCCGGAGCACCAGGAAGCCAGGUUUCCUGAAGAUCCUGGAAAUUCCCAGAGGAGCGAGGCACGUCCUGAUCCAGGAGUUUAAAGGAUCUCCUCAUAUUCUGGCGGUGAAGAACCAAGCCACGGACAAGUUGUUCCUGAACGACGAGGGCGAGUUUCCUGAGACCAGAUCGGUGAUUGAGAAAGGUGUGCUUUGGGAAUACACAAACGAUGAUGACAUGGAAACAGUCCAGAGCACAGGCCCGCUGAGAUACGGAGUCCUCAUCAUGGUCCAGUCCCAUGGCACAUCUAAAGUCACUCUUUCCUAUAAGUACAUCCUCCCGGAGGAUCCUUCAUCCUCUAUGGAGAACAGCUUACCCCAGGACGACAUGGUGUACUUCGAGUGGGCUCUGAAGAAAUGGUCUCACUGCUCCAAGCCGUGUGGUGGAGGUAAGCAGUAUACGCGGUUCGGCUGCCGCAGGAAGUCAGAUGGUAAAAUGGUGCACCGUACGUUCUGCGCCAACAUUCCCAAACCCCGUGCCAUCAGUCGCUCCUGUAACGUGAAGCAGUGCUCCGAGCCCAUUUGGGUGACUGGAGACUGGGAGGAGUGCAGUAAGUCAUGUGGUAAGACAGGGACUCAGACUCGGCCUGUACGCUGCGUGAGGCCUCAGGAAGAUGGCACACACAAAACCGUCAACUCCAAAUACUGCGGCGACGAUCGUCCCGAGAGCCGGCGCUCCUGCAACCGCCACCUCUGUCCCGCUCAGUGGAAAACUGGACCCUGGUCCCUGUGCUCGGUCACAUGUGGUAACGGAACCCAGGAGCGGCAGGUGACGUGCAGCACUGCAGAUAACAUCGUGGGCAUCUGUAAAGACACCAAGCCUGAAAAUAUCCAGAGAUGUCUACUGGUGCCAUGUCCAAACGAUAAGGGCAACUUCCUGAUCCAGUGGCUUUCCCGGGCAGACCCCAAGUUCCCUGCGCCCAAGAUCUCCUCAAGAGUUCGCUGUAAAGGCGACAAGUCAGUGUUCUGUCGUAUGGAGGUGUUGAGUAAGUACUGCUCCAAUCCUGGCUACAUGCAGAUGUGCUGCAAAUCCUGCAGUGAAAGCAACUUCACCUCAAAUCUCACCCUCACCACCACCACCAUGUCUCCACACUCUCACCAUGUCCACACCACAUACCCCGUCACCCAAAGACCUAGCAGCACCUCAUCACCCUGGAGAUACACCACAACCCUGAACCCUCACAUCUACAGCACCCCGUUUCCCAGCACCUCCAGCUUCGAGGAAGCGGACGGUCCGAGCACCUCGUCGGACGAGGAGGACAUCACGGAACCCUGGAGAGUCGACAUCAUCGAGGAGGUCUCUUCAGAAUCCACGUCCGGGUUCGAGGAACUUUUUACACCCACCACUCGCUACGUCAGAACCGGAAAACCCGUCACGGCAUCGACUCUCCCGACGAGUCUCCCGACCGUUGUAAAUCUCCCCGAAUCCGAAGACAGAAAGGAGAACAACUCCAUCGACGUGGCGUACAGACUCGUUAACGGUAACGAAGUCAACCAGAACUACUUUAUACCUAAACAGCACGUACCUUUCCGAGAGAGAACGCAGAAUAAAAGAAUUCAACAGCUCCUUGAGGAAAAAAGGAGGCAAGACUUGUUUAAAAGACUCAAACGGAAACCCGGAGACUGAUUUGGUCGGGUUUUUGUUUUCUUUUCUUUCAGUGUCAUGGAAACACUUGAUGUCUCUGAGAUGUAUUAUAACAUCUGUGGUAAAAUUUCGCCUUCAGAAUUGCUUUUCCGUGCCAGAAAAUCGAUCUGUUUGCAUUCGUUUCUGUUUCUGAACGCUUUGCACUUUUGUUUUUUUGUUGUUGUUUUUUUUAACAAACGCCAUCCUGUAACGAACGCAGCCAUAGCGAUUCGUUUCGUCUGGGGAAAAAAAAAACAAAAAAAGGCUUGAUCGUUUUGCGAAGUAGAAUGAAAUAAAA